Molecule: messenger RNA, 867 nt
Organism: Diaporthe amygdali
Lineage: Eukaryota; Fungi; Ascomycota; Sordariomycetes; Diaporthales; Diaporthaceae
Exons: 5
Coding region: 1-867 (288 amino acids)
Molecular function (GO): oxidoreductase activity
Source: RefSeq, a predicted model, not a curated record
AUGGCGUCACCUGAAUACAGUCAAACACAAGCUAUUGUCUGUCGUGCACCGUCAGACGGGAACAGAGAAUGGGCACUCGAGCAGGUGGCCAUAGCACCUCCUGCAGAUGACGAAGCCAUAGUUGAGCUAGUAGCAUCCGAAAUCAACUUUGGCGGCUGUACAGACGCUUUCAUGGGCUCACCAGAAGGGAUAUCCGGUGAGGCGAUCGGCGGGUCGUUCUUCGGACAGUCUAGCUUCUCGCGAUUGACCAGAGUCAAAGAAACAUCUUUGGUGAAAAUUACGCACCUCCUCGAUGACGACGAUGAUUUAAAGAUGUUUGCACCACUUGGCUGUGGUAUUCAGACUGGAGCGGGGACUAUCACCGAACUCGCUACCGCCCAGCCCUCGGACAAGAUCGCAGUGAUUGGACUUGGUGCAGUAGGGCAGGCGGCUAUUAUGGUGCGCUUUGGCGCAACCCAUGUUAUAAACACAUCAUUCUUGACGGGAGGUCUGGUGAAAGAGAUUAAGAACAUCACUGGAGGCGCUGGAACUUCAAUCACGGUAGACGCAACAGGGGUUGUGCCCCUGAUACAAGAGGGAGUUGAAUUCACUGCUAACCAGGGGAAAUUUAUUCUUCUGGGUGGCCCACCGAUGGAUGCAGGUCUGGAAAUAUCGCUCGUGCGAUACAUGUUUACCGGAAAGUCGAUUCUGGGAUCGAUGGAAGGCAGCGUGUACCCGGAGGAGUAUAUUCCCAACAUGAUCAGGUGGUACAAAGCAGGACGUUUUCCUGUGGAUAAGUUGGUCAAAUUCUACUCAGCCAAGGACUUUCCAAAAGCGCUAAAGGACAUGGAAGAAGGCGUUGCCAUAAAACCAGUUCUUGUUUGGUGA